AUGGAGACUCUCAUCUCGGCGCGGUCUUCCAUGUUGGGCAUUCCCUUCAUUCCUCACCUCCCGAGCAGUUCUUCCGCGGGUUUCGGUUUCUCCUGCAACUUCUACCCCGCCCUCGCCGGGAAGUGGCCUCUUCGGUCUGCGGGAGGUCGUGUGUCUUUGAGCUCGAGGUCGGAUGAUCAGAUCGGGCCGCUUGAUUCGAGCGCGGUGGACGUCAUUGCCAUUGGGAGCAGGAAGGACGCGUUCAUAGAUUUCUGUCUGGACUCGCCAUUGGUGAACUCAUCUGGAGCAAGGUUUUGGUACGUGUUCCGUAACUUAUAUGUUGCGUUGGUUCAGAGGAAGUUGACCUGUUCGAAAUUUCAACUGCCGUAAUCUCCCUGGACGCCAUUGGAGAGGAAAAAGGGACAGACAUUAAGAACCGAUUAAUUUGACGGAUUCAUGACAAUCCGCUUGGCCAUUCUACUGUAGGUCUUAGAAACCGGAAUGCGGAACUCUGUGGCUGAACUUGUCUUAUAUAGAUUCUUGACAAAGUUGUCUUAUAUUACUAUCCUUAUCAUGUCGCCUAGAAAGUCAAUUGAACAAGCAUGUCAUCUGUUUCUUAAUCUCCCGGCAUCUUUGCCAGAGGCUCGUGUGAAUGUCACUCAGGCAAUGGUACAUUUUGACCUUAAUAUCAGGAUUAGGGGAUGAUGGCUUGUCAUUGUAACCACGCAAAUAGAAUGUUAAGCUUGGGCGAAUAAACAUGGAUUUUCUUUCUUCACUUUCUUACUUUCUAUGAGACUCACUAGAUGCGUUGGAGAAUUGGGUGAUCGAUUUCCUUUCUUUAGGAUAUAGACAUAGGAUAUUAUUUUUACUUGGAUCGUUAAUUAAUUGGUUCGCGGAGAUCACUAAGUAUUUUCGUCUUUCAUUUUUGUUCAUUUUGAAUGGGUUUGGGGAGAAGUUUAAAUUGUUUUUUAGCCUGCAUGUCACAUUCAAGGUUUAGUCAUUUAUGUGAUCAUUUAUUCCUACACAAGCGUUUCACCCUCAAGAACCAGCCAUUACAAGAAUUGCUUCGAGAAACUGAAACUUUCCAGAGAAGAUUAAACGAUAGAAGAUUAAGAUACAUCUUAUUUUCUUAUUUUCCAGAGACCGGAACUGCAUGAUCUUUGCAAAUGCAAAAGCCAAUUAGUGUAUAGCUUCAUACUUUCUUCCAUCAGUUCGGCAAACAGUAGCUAUGAUUAAAAUCUCAGAACUCCAAGAUUUUGUCAAGGGAGUACUUGAUAACGUGGAAACUUAGACAUAGGGUAUGGUCUUCAUUUCCCACAUCUUCCAUACUUGAAAGUGUCGUUAUGUUAUCAUUGAUGCUAGGGCUUUCACUAUCUUACCUAUGGCAUUUUAUAAUGUGUAUGUAUCCAAUGGGUGCAGGGCUUAUUAUCAUAUGAUUUUCAUUGGGAUUCUGGGUGCUUUAGUGUUGUAUUUUUCUCAUUACCUCCAUAAAUAAUUUGAAGUACUUCCAUAUAAGUAUUUCGGAGAUACUUUGGCUCCAUCUUUGUAAGGGCAAAGAUAUGAUGUGCUCUUGGUUUUUGUUACUUUCUCUAUUGUCGUUGAUUUGUUUCUUAUCUACAGUUGUGUAACAUGUAUGUUUCUAAUCCUGGAGAUGGUUUUGUGUAGCUAUGUUGUGGCAUAAUGUCCAUCUUUCUAGCGGGCUACUAGUCAUAUCCCCCCUCUUUCCUUCAGAAGAUGCAACAUCAUAUAAAGAAGAAGAUACCUGUGACCUAACAAAUACUCUUGUGCUCUUGAUUCACUUGCCCCUGCGUUCGUAAAUAUCUGGCCUAUAUUUUCCAUUGUUUGUCUAUCUCUUGCAUUGUGUUCAUGCUACCCAGGUUUUAUGGUGUUUCAUGAUGCUUUGAGUUGAUCAUAGAGUGUCCCUGAAGUUAAUUUGCACAUAAAUUUUUGUUAUUGUUCCUUCGGUUCUCCUCAUUAUUCUGUGGUAUUUGUUUUCCAUUCUGGUUUGUUUGAAAGGUGAGCAACGAGUGAUUUCUACCAAUUUAUGAGAAUAUUUAUUAUUACUUUUUUUAGGACAAUUCGUACGAGAGAUUCCUUGAGGGUGCAGCUAUCACAAAGAUUUUCUGGAAAAGGUGUGUUAUUUAAUCUACAAGAUUCGUCCUUUAAUCCUCAAACAGUUUUACUCAUUUCUAAAUAAAUGCUAUUGCCUUUUACGUUAUGAAGUCUAAUUGAUUUUAAUGUGAUGUUUUCUUGAUGUUUUAUUCAUAAUGCAUGUUUUGUGUCUUAUUUUCAGAUACUUUGCCAAGGAUCGUUGACUUUCCACUCUCACCGCAGUCAUGCCCUUCAGCUACUAUCCUUGUUUGUACAUUUCUCACCUAGUGUUGCUCGUCCUUAUUUUGCCAUUUCUUCAACUAUAUGUUGUACUUGAAUUUUCACAAUGAAAUUCGUGUUGUUGUUCUAAGAUAUAUGAAGGAAUUUAUGAACUAUUUCAUAUAAUUUCUAGGUUGCAAGUGCUGGGCAUGAUAGAGAUCAUAUUGCUGCAAUAACGCUUUUAAAUGCUGUUAAAUCAGCGGGCGGUUUAGCUAUUGCUGUUCUUAUCAGACCAUUCAGCUUUGAAGGACAAAGGCGCCAGCUAGAGGUUGUGCUGAUUUAUAAAAAAAUAUUCUUAUAUUCUUUAGCUGUGGGGUCAUCUCUGCAAACGCUAUGUGCUGAAUGGUGCCACGAUAGAAAACCAUUUACAUCACUUGGUGACGAGAUGCAUCUACAACGUUUGUGCGAUUGCCAUUUCCUGAAAAUAACGUUUCCUUUACUUUUAUCGCCUAAGAAUAUAUGCCUGAAUAAUGUUUUUUAGAUUCCCCUUGUAUUCUCUUGCUAUUGAUUAAUGUUGAGUUAAUAACAGGUUGACGACUUGUCAAAGAAGCUUCAGGAUUGCUCAAUAUUCUACGGUGGUAGGUCCUUCAGCUACACUGUUAACUUGACUUCCCUUUUUGUGUAGUUUCUUGUUUGCUAUCGUAAAUCCCUUGCCUUCAAAUUCCAGCAUUCUCUCUGAUUGUUUGAAGGAGUCCUCCUUAAUAAUGCAUCAUGUGCAAUGUCCUGGAAUUCUGGAAUUGUUCUAUUUUCCAGCCCAUCUUAUUAACGAGUAUGUAGAUUAUAAAGCAAUGGUAUUUUGGACUUCAUUUCCUACCGCACAAAGGUAUAAAGCUAAUGGAGUAAAGCUCGGCUAUCUAGAUUAUCUCCUUGUGGUGUCUUAUAAGUUGAUAUUCUUUUCUCCUUUAUUGUAUUCUUAUGCCUGUAUGGUUGUGUGUGCGUGUGCGUUAUUUUGUUCUGCCUGCACAAAGAUAUGGAACGUACUGAGGGAACCACAUUUUACAUGCCUGAAAUCUAGGUAUCAUUGAUGGGUGCUAGGUAUGAAAUUUUACUUGUCACCUUAGAGGAAGAAUAGUACCAGAAAAGGUAAUGGUCAGGGCACGAAACUGUAUGAAAGUGAAGAGACUCUAGGCCCUUGAACUAGAAAAAUAUGAGACUAAACUGUGCCCAUGACACUUUUUAUAGUCUUCUUUGGGAUUAAGGACCCACCAGUGCAUUUUUUCCCAAAUUUGCAAAAUAUCGCACCACUAAUAUUCUUUUUUUUAAAAUGGAUCAGCGUGCCUGUGCAUAUUCUUUUUCCUCCUGCCAUGCUUGUAUACCUUAUAGUUAUCAGGAAGUGUUCUAUUUUAGCUAACCGUUUGUUCUUUCCAUUUUUGAGAAGUGGUGGAAACGGAUUAUUUGCUUAAAACGGAAAUGGAAACCCUUGAUGAAGCUUUAAAGAGUUCAAACAAUGCUGUGUUAUUGACUAUUAGUACAAUCUCUGCUCUCACUUCAGUAAGUCUGUUUUCUAUUACUUUAUCAGUUCCCGUGUUAAUUAUUCUGAGUUUUAGGCGUUAUUUUGGCAUCAUCUAGGAAUUAAAUCAAAAACUCCUUGCUGCACCAAAUGAACAAAUUAUGGAACUCAAAGCUUCAGAGGUUGUGAAGGUGCAUUCUCGUAACUUUCGUGCCUAUACCCUUCUGUUUUCUGUUAUUAUUAAUUUUUCCUCUGUUAGUAUGUAGGUCACGUUUCUGGCAUAUAGUCAAUCAUGGUGUGCUUAUUACUGCGCGCUAAUUUUUCGGGUGAAUUUUUGGACGAAUCGAAUAAUAUAUAAUGUCUUGAUAUUUUGUAAUGCUGUCAUUUUAUGACUUCUGCCCUUGCCUGAGUAUUUGUUAGCUAUUUCAUAUACAUUCUAAUGAUUCUGUCGUAUCCACAGCUUGUAAAAUCAUAUGGAGAAAUGAAAGUUGGCUUUGGUACUGGGUACAACAUCAAAUCAUCAAUUACACAGGCUGCUCUCCGUUGUCCAUUCCUUGGUGGGGGUCUGAAGGUUGUCUUUACUCUUUUGACAUGGCAUUUUCAAACGUCGUUGCCCUUUCAUUUGAAGUUGGCUUCAGUUAUUUGCUUAUGUUUGAAGAAACUUUGGCACCUGUCUUGUUUUAUGCUGGGCCUCUGUCAUAUGGCGAUAAAAUGGUCAAUUCACAUGGUGGUGCUUCAAGUCUUCCUGGUUACUUGGGAUCAAAAACAUAGUCGACCACAAGCUGAGUAUGAUCAUCUAUGUAAUUUCAUGGCAGCGCUGCAAGAGUCAUAAAAAGGAUACAAUUAUUUUCAGACAAUCUGCGCUUUUUCGUUUCAUUUCAGUUCUUUAUAAGUAGAAAGAUCAAACUCAGUAAGGCAUGAAUCAUUUCUGAUUCUUUAAAGUUUCUGUUAAAAAAGUUGGGUAGAAUCUUGUCACUAAAGUGAAGUAACUCAGUGACAUUAGGUGGUUAAGCUGCACAGAUAACAGAAUCAUAGUCUUCAUUAAGAAACUGUUUCAUUUGCCCAUUAAUUCUGUCGCUUGUAAAAGUUAAUGACCAAUACUUAGUUAAUCUUUGGUGUUGCAGCCUCUUCCUAAUUGUUUCGUCUUUGAUUAACAGGACAUAAAUGGAACAGUUAUCCUCACCCUCUCUUGGGCACGUGAGAUGAAAAGAAGUGAGGUUUCUCCUGUUGUUCUUGCUUUCCGUCAAAUUACAGGAUUCCAAGGGGAAAUCAUAUUUUCUGGAAUCCAUGAGCCUGCUUUGGAACCUAAUUUAGUGAUAACCACCCUCUUCGUUCUUGGGUAAGUGUUUAUGCUUGGCACAAGAUAUCUGCGAUAGAUCAAGUUCAGUUUCAGCAAAUCCAUGUUAAAAAAAAAUCAUGGACUUGAAUACUUCAUUAUGCCAUGGUGCCCAAGUUCCAAUGGUUCAGGCAUUUGUGUAGUUAUGUGUAUCAAGUGGCUCUUUUCUUCAGCAAUACAAAUGCUGCGUUUUUCAGAUGAUUUGUUUUACUCACAGAAUUCGCGCCAUCUCCAGCUGGAAUCUCAAAUUUGGCUUUAGGAUUUGGUAUUAUUGUGUCUUGACAGUAGAAAUCGUAAUAACUUUUCAUUGAUAAAUAAUUAUAGAUGCUGCUGACACCACAGUUGUGGAUAUCGUUUGAUUUCUCAUCAGGUGCAAUGAAGCUGCCUUUUCUCCAAAAAGGAGCUUUCUGUCUGGCCUUGCUUCCCAUUUCCCCUUUUUGUCUUCUCUUUUACCCAAAGACCGUUUGGGUCAAAGUAUUGAUCCUUCAGGUCGCACUCGUAGUACCCCAUCAGAUUAUGCCUUGUUGGCAUCCAGUGACUCCGAGAAGAGAAAUGGUAGUGCUGGAGAUCGUGAUGUUCUCUGGGAAGAACCAGAGACCGAAUCUUCUGGGAAGUAAGAUCAUCUAUGAUUUGAUGUUGUUGAAUUUUGCCUCGUGCAUUUUUUUUUUCAGCGUUCUGGUAUCAGCACUAGGCUAUUUUAGAGAAUUUUCUAUAAAUUUUACUCGAUUUUGCAGGACGUCUGGCGCUAGAAAUACCAAUGUCGGUAGACUGUUGGACGUUAACAUCGAUUCAGUUUCCACGGUUUAUACUGAAAUUGAUGAAGGUAUUUAUUAAGAAUUGCCCAUAAUAAACGUUGAUUUUAGAGAUGGGCCUAGACAAUCUAGUCAUUCUCAAAUGCUUUUUGCUGGGAUGGCUCGAUAACUCUACCACGAUAUCUAUCAGAGCCAUCAGUUGUUCUUUGGCUGAGCAUACCCCGGUUAUGCAGUGCACUUGACAAAGCCUAGAGACCAUCUUGCCCAAGAGAGGCUGUUUUAAGAUCUGUCCUUAAUUUGUUAUAAGAAGAAUAAACAUGAGAUUAUAAGAACAGUCCUACUUCACCAAUAGCCAAUCGGUUUUGAGUUGAAUGGCUCAAUAACUCUUAACAGCAUUAGUUGAUAUUGUAUCUGUUGUCACUUUGCCGUAAAAUAUCGUGUUUUACAUUCUUCUCUUCUUUGUUACCCCCCAUUGUUUCGUCAAGACGAAUCUGGCCAAGAGGAAGAGCAGCUCAGCAGCUCUGAUGUCGGUCCUGGGUUCAACAUGGCACAGCUUUGGGCUAAGGAGCGAGCAGCAUUAUCUGAAAGAGUGCCCGGUAACAGUAAAUCAAAAGUCUUCUCCCUUCCGGUUGGGAUAAAAUCCUCUGGAAAGGCCUCUGUUGUUUCUCAAUCCUUUGACAACAUGGACGCUGAAACGCUGGAUGAAAUAGGCAGGGAGUCCACGAGUAAGCAAGAACCAACUCUCUCAUAAUCAUUUGACCACAAGCUUCUCAGGUAACAUUUGACACACAUACCUCCGUGUUGGCAGCUCUCAUGAAAGGGAAAGGCUUUGAAAUACCCAGAAAGCGAGGAGCACUAACUGCUCGUGCGGAAUCAAUGCUGGUGAUUAUUGAUACCCUUGAGUCCACUUGAAUCAAUGUUUUUUGACAGUUACCUUCUCUUUUACUAGAUCUUUGUAUUGGUGCUGUUCUAGUUGUCCGAACUUAUUCUAUUAUUAAACAAACGGAUUGUUGUUGUUUCUAUCAUACGUUUUAUUUUAAGUUGUCAUCCAUGUAUAGCCGGCGGGCAUUAUGCUGCUGAACUGGGGUUCAUAGAUCUUUGCUUUCUACUAUUUUUGUUUUGAUGAUGUACAAACCCUACCUUCACCCAUGGGUCAUCAGCUGUCUCAUAUAACUGUGAAGAUUGUUAAUCGUUAAUGGCAUAUAACCAGCAUGUUGCAGUAAUCUUGUGGUCUUCUUUUCAAUCCCGUUUCCUGAUGUCGCUGCCAAGCAUGCUUUCGUUGAGUCUUGCAAAGUUUCACGGCUGCGCAUCUUCUCUGGGGAUUUCGUUCACUUGGGUCGGUCUGAAUUUUGAGGAGCCAUGAUUCGUCGGUGUUUUCUUGCAGGAGACUGAACGGGAAUCAGACAAAACCUGGACACCUGUGAUCCAGAUGCAGUACAGAGGUGGAACUUACAGAGGGCGGCGCCAAGGUGGUCUCCCAGAAGGGAAGGUACCAGUGGAACCCGAUCAAAAUGAAUUCUCAACCCGUGACUAGCAUUAUAUAUAUAUAUAUAUAUAUAUAUAUAUAUAUAUAUAUAUAAAUAGAGAGAUAGAGAGAGAGAGAGAGAGAGAGAGAGAGAGAGAGUGCCUCCAAGGUUUGUGGAGAUGUCUUCUGGCUCGCCCACUGCGGGCUGAUUCUCAGAGCUGAUCAAGAUAAUAGUACUUGGAUGAGCCAGGCACAAGGACUCCUACCGGGUGUGGGUUUCUUUUUUUGUCCUGCUAAUCCAAUUUUCCCAUAAUUACAAUAGAGGCAUUAUUUGCCAAAAUUCUUUUGACUGGGAUGCGAUGAUUUGAUCAUUGUCGGGCUUAUCAUUUUAUUUUAUUUUAUGUUAUUUUAUUUUAUUUUAUUUCCUGCAGGGCCGCCUAACCUUUGGAGACGGCAGCUUCUACGAUGGGAUGUGGAGGUCUGGGAGGAGAUGUGGUCUGGGCACAUUCUGCUACAGUAAUGGAGACGUUUUCCAAGGAGCAUGGAGGGAUGACCUCAUGCACGGCAAGGUACGUACGAACGAUACGCUCCAUCUCCCUUCUUUCCUCCUCCUCAUCUUUCUCCCAACGUGGGGUUGACUGGACUGAGAUAGCUAAUAGCCACCCAAAACAUGAACAAAUCCGCCGUCGGAGAUCCACUGCUUUUCUUCCUUUUUGUUUUAACCAGAAAUGCACGCUUUGCGAUUUUCUCCUUCUCUUGGGCACUUUUUUUUUUUUUUUUUUUCAAUUCCCCCACGCUUGGUUUUUCGUUGUUCGUUUUUUGUGCUCAAGAUGGGAGCGUCUUCUCCCAGGGCUGGUUCUAUUUCCAUUCUGGGGACCGCUGGUUCGCCAACUUCUGGAGAGGGAAGGCCAACGGCGAAGCGCGAUUCUACUCUAAGUCCGGCAGCGUGUUCUUCGGCCACUUCCGGGACGGCUGGCGUCACGGCCGGAGCCUCUUCAUUGACCAACAUGGAUUGAGGUAUCAUGUCCCCAUAUAUCCAUGUUUUUUUCAGUUACUUCACCCGGAUUUUAUUUGAAUUCUGAAUAUAUAUAUAUAUAAAAAAAAAUUCAAUUGCCUGGGUGGGUCUUUGCUACUCUAACUGAUGUUAUAUAUUUAUUUAUUUAUUAAUUAUUUUUUGUGUCUGUAGAUGGGCCGAGACAUGGGAGGAUGGUAUUCUUGUGGAGAUGGCCAGGGUGGAGUGA
Spirodela intermedia is the source of this 8593-nucleotide messenger RNA. NCBI's taxonomy places the organism in Eukaryota, Viridiplantae, Streptophyta, Magnoliopsida, Alismatales, Araceae. The record is from the annotation of a GenBank genome assembly.